Molecule: messenger RNA, 1786 nt
Organism: Astrephomene gubernaculifera
Lineage: Eukaryota; Viridiplantae; Chlorophyta; Chlorophyceae; Chlamydomonadales; Astrephomenaceae
Source: the annotation of a GenBank genome assembly
CGUAGCAGGCCUGCGCUCAGUGCAACAACAACCGGGAAUAAAAUGGAGGCCACACUUGGCUAAACAGAAACCAGCAGAGUUUGAAGGGGAUCUCAUCGAAGGGGAUCUCAUCGAGUUCUGAAAGUUGGGUGGCGACGGUGGCGGAUAGACUCUGAGCGUGUGCGAAACAGAGUGACACCGUCCAAAUGCGGCUUGGGCGGCUUGGUUGGAAGACCUCGCUCCUUGCUUUAACCGAGGUGCAUGGAUGCGCGUCUGAGAUGCCGGCCCACCAAUUGCAAACCGCGGCAUUGGGUGUAUUAGGGCCUUCACUUAACGAGUAUUUCUGCUUCGUUCCCGAGCCCCCGGCAAACGCUUCUUCAACAUGGAUUCCUGACAUCGUCCAGCACAUCGCCAAGUUCCUUCCACACAACGACGUGGCAUGUACACUACGCCUCGUUGACAAGGCCACGUAUUCACUUUUUACUGGCCCUCAGUAUGUUGUUGUUCGGCUGUCGCAGCCAGUUCCGCCUCAUGCCUUUGCGCGGUACUGGAGUAAGCAAGGCGUCAUGCGCAGAAUGGCCUACGAUAAGCGUUUGAAAUUUUUGUGGUUGGUGGCGGGCAGCGGCACGUCGUCCAGUGUCUCCUGCAGCAGCAACCUCCCAACACCAAACCCAUCAGCAAGCGCCGCAUGCUGGAAUCUGUCGCGGUUGGCUGCGACCUCGCAACUCUCCAGCACUGGCACCGCACGCUGCUGAAAGGCCAACAGCUAAAGUUCAACGCCAAGAAAGCGGUUAUCGCGGCAGCCGCAGGCAGCCCCACACCCGACUGGCGCGCCAAGAUUGAAUGGCUGGAGGCGCAGGGCUACAUCGGAGAUGAGAAGGUCUGCGAUAGCGCCAGUCGCCAGGCAGACGCGCUGCAGCGCGUCACCUGGCUGAUACAGCGGGAGUACCCAGUUGGUCAUGGCGUCGGCAGCAUCGCUGCUGCAAAGGGCGACGUUGCCCUGCUCGAGCACCUCUUAUCGGAGGGUUGGCCGCUGCCGAGCCCUGCCAUGGCCUUCAGCGCAGCCCAGCAAGGCCGACUGGAGGUGCUGCAGCUGCUGCACCGCCACAACUACGACUUCCGAGAUCCGUUUGCCAUGGCGGAGAUGGCGCGGAUGGGCAACGUGCAGGGCAUGGCGCAGCUGUUGGAGUGGGCGGGAGAUGACAACGUGGCUGGCUGGUGUGAUGGUUGGCGCGCAAACGUGGUGACGGGAGUGCUGCGGUCGGGCAGUGUGGAAAUGCUGACGUGGCUGACAGAGCGAGGCGGCGGCAGGUGGGAGGGCAUGGCGGCUUGGGCGGCGGCGGAUUCGGGGUGCGAGGAGGCGAUGGAGUGGCUUGAGGCGCAUGGGUUUCCCUUCAAGGAGGCACCCGUAGCUGGCAACCCCUACACCGCCUCCGCUCAGCGCGGCGACCUGGCCACACUGCGCUGUCUGCGGCGGCUGGGUUGCCCCUGGGGACCGGUCGGGGUGACCUCCACUGCCUGCGUCCGCGGCAACUCGCCGCUGCCGGUGCUGCGCUGCCUGCUGGAGGGGGGCUGCCCGGUGGACUGGGAGGCGGCGGUGGCGGCGCUGCCCCCGGCAUGCAACCCAGCCAUGCGGGAGUGGGUGCUGCAACAGCAGAGGCUGGCCGAGCAGGGACAGAAGCAGGCUGAGGAGGAGCAACAGCAGCCGGUGGUGGUGGGUGCUGAGGGGAUGGGGCCACCGGCAGGCGGCAUGGUGGUGUUGCCGGGGAAGCGGUUGAGGGGGCUGCGUGAGGGUCUUGGGAAUGCA